Molecule: messenger RNA, 3141 nt
Organism: Heterotrigona itama
Lineage: Eukaryota; Metazoa; Arthropoda; Insecta; Hymenoptera; Apidae
Source: the annotation of a GenBank genome assembly
AAAAAAGCAGGCAAAUUUUUUCAUGUGUAAAAAAAUUUACAUGCAUAGCGUGCAAUGAAAAUAUUCAGAUACGAUAAUUUCGAAAGUAGAACUCGCUACGUAAAUACAAUGGAUUUCAAAUUUCUUCGCCAUCUUCGACGAUGGUGCAGCAACGCCAUCUAGCGAUCAAGCCAGCAAGUAAACGAAAGGGUGUAAAAAUGAGUGGAGAUUGUCUUUCUAUCUUCGUUCGUUUCCAAUCUUCGAGCGUACUGUCGAGUGACGAGCCGACCGCCGUGAGUGUGUGUAAUGUCGACAAGAAUGUUGACGUUUAAUGCAGCACGUCGGAAGCAACGGAUACGCGUCGCGCGAGCCUCGUGAAUAACGUCAAUGGAUUCCUCGUAACUUGCUGCACACAGUCGUGAUAAUGUUACGCACCGUGGAGUUCACGUAAAUCUGUAGUCUUCAUGAACGAACGAUCGUCGUUCGCGCGAGGGCUUUGGCUCGAACUGUGACGCGCCAUAUUGGUUUUAAGAGAAUUGUUAACAUCGGUGGGUUUUAGGUGUGAAUCAGUUUCGUUGCAAAUGCACGUAGAGUAAUUAAGCCACGACGAUGGAAGAGACUAAGAUCAUAUAUCACAUCGACGACGAGGAGACCCCUUACCUGGUGAAGCUCACCAUCUCACCGGAAAGGGUCACUCUGGCUGACUUCAAAAAUGUCUUGAAUCGGCCGAAUUACAAGUAUUUCUUCAAAUCAAUGGACGAUGAUUUUGGCUGGUAUCUGCCGAAGGCAGCAAUGUGUCAGAUGGUGCAUCUCAGUGCACAGAUUCAGUAGCACACAGUGAGGCAAAACAUGAUCGUGUUGAUCAUGUGACACCUGGCCACACAAAUCGUGGCCCACCCCCAUUGUCACAUGAUGACACUCUAACUGAAACUGAAAGUAUUACAAGUAGUCGACAAGGGCAUCAUUUGCACAAAAGUUCAAGACAUCAUUCAGAUAAAUAUGAGAAAUACAAUAAAUACAAUGGACUUCGUAUAAAUGGUCAUUCAAAACAUAGAUCUGGCCAUGGUUAUGAGACUGCUUCUAUUUUAAGUUCAGAUUUAGAAACAACAACAUUUUUAGAGUCAGAUGAUGAUGCUAGUAGUCGUAUAACAUCAACAACUGGCAGACAUACCAAUAUGAGUAGUACAGUUGACAGAGCAACUUUAGAGCGGCGUAGACCACAGAGAAGAAGGCGCCAUAGAUUGCCACCUAUGUCUAGAACAUCAUCCUUUAGCAGUAUCACAGACAGUACAAUGUCUUUGAACAUCAUAACAGUUUCAUUGAAUAUGGAUACUGUUAAUUUCCUUGGGAUUAGUAUUGUUGGUCAAAGUAACAAAGGUGGAGAUGGUGGAAUCUAUGUUGGUUCAAUAAUGAAAGGGGGAGCAGUUGCUUUGGAUGGCCGAAUAGAACCUGGCGACAUGAUUCUUCAAGUAAAUGACAUUAAUUUUGAAAAUAUGUCUAAUGAUGAGGCAGUUAAGGUAUUGCGUGAAGUAGUUCAAAAGCCAGGACCAAUCAAAUUAGUUGUUGCAAAAUGCUGGGAUCCAAAUCCAAAAGGUUAUUUCACAAUACCGCGUACAGAGCCUGUACGGCCUAUAGAUCCUGGCGCUUGGGUAGCACAUACAGCUGCUAUAAGAGGUGAAGGUUUUCCUCCGCGCCCGCCAAGCGCCACAACAUUAACUUCAACAUCGAGCAGUCUUGCAAGCACACUGCCAGAUACGGAACGACCAUUGGAAGAACUUCAUCUUACGGUGAAUACCGAUAUGCCGACAGUAGUACGAGCAAUGGCUCGACCUGACUCAGGGUUGGAAAUCCGUGAUCGUAUGUGGCUUAAAAUAAUAAUACCAAGUGCAUUUAUUGGAGCAGAUGUUGUGGAUUGGCUUAAUAAUCACGUAGAGGGAUUUAUUGAUCGACGUGAUGCAAGAAAAUACGCAUCUCUUAUGCUAAAGGCUGGCUUUAUUAGGCAUACAGUGAACAAGAUAACAUUUUCUGAACAAUGUUAUUACAUAUUUGGUGACUUGUGUUCAGCUAUGAGUAGUAUGAAACUAGAUUGCGAUACAGUUGGACCAUUACCUCCGCCGAAUGCCUGGGAUAUGCCUUAUUCAGGAACAUAUGCACCUCAUUCUGCAACUGGUUACAGUCCAAUGCCAUUUAAUUUCACUAACGAACCAACUGUAUAUGGUUAUCAUCGAGAAGAAAGUGUUCAUAGUGGUUCAGGCGGUAGUAGCGCAGGUAGUGAACACAUUUGCAAAGAACCUAUACAUGAUUUGAAGUCCUGUUCUUCAGCAUCUGAAUCUGAAUUGCAUAUUCCAUCAGUGCCAACUAUGCCAAGUAAGAAUUCUGGCAAUGGGAAUGGUUCAAAUGGAAAGAGAUCUAACGGUAGUCGCAGUCGUUCCAGUGGUUCUGAACAAUCUGUGCAGACAGGAACUGGUUCAGGAAAUCAACAGAAUCAGCAAGACUUAUCUGGUAGUAGACAGUCAUUUCGCAUUGCGAUGGGAAAUCCUUGUGAAUUCUUUGUUGAUGUUAUGUAGAUGCCGGUGUUGUAAAUAGAUGAGUUAUAAAUUUAGAGAAAAGAGCAAUAUAUAAUUGAAUAUUUCCGAACGAAUACUUUGAAACAUUUUAUUCACUUUAUUAAAUAAAUCUUGCAAAUUCACCGGAAUGUUGGAUGCAUUUUUUUUAAACAUUUCUUUCAAUAACACUAACAAAAAUUACACGUUCUAAGUAAUUCACGUAUGCUAUCAAUCUUAUAUUAUAUUUCAAAGUAUUUAUUCGCUGCCCUUUAUUCAAUUUAUUUCCAGGUUUAUAUAAUUCGUAUUUGACAGUUUUAACAAUUUGUUCGUAUGUGUCUCAUCUCAAUUUUGCAUUCCACUUUCAUAUUAUGUACUUGACAGUAAUAAUAUUCCCGAAAGUUCAUCUCUAUUAAAUGUACUUUAUAUUCAUUGAAAUAUUUGCAUGUAACAUGUAAAUCUAUACACUAAUGUGCUUCAAAGAAGUUACAUCAGAAUGUAAGAUUUAAAUUCAACAAAGAGUAAAACAGAUAUUUUUCGUAUCAUAACAAUAAUACAAUUUCUUCAAUUUUGAAUCAUUUUUAGAAUUUUUAUUUUUAUUAGCUAUGGUAGUCGUUGA